GGGACGCCGAUGGCCGCUGCGCUAUGGCACCCAGUUCGUUUCAUCCGAAAAAAGGCUGUUUAGUGGUGACCAGCAACGAAAACCGCACGGCGCAGCGGAUCCACCCACACCAAGAGUUCAACAAUGGCAUCGUUAUGAGCGCUCAGCCACUUCGGGAUAAUCAGCUGUUUGAAGUCAGGAUCGACAAGAAGGUGUCAACAUGGAGUGGCUCCAUAGAGAUUGGCGUGACAGCCCUGGACCCCAGCACGCUCACGUUUCCGUCGAGUGCCACCAACCUCCGCGAGGGCUCUUGGGUCAUGUCUGGCACUGGCGUGCUGCAGGACGGCAAGACACUGGUCGAGGAGUACGGCACGGACCUCGACCAGCUCGGCGAGGGUGACCGUGUUGGCGUCAUGCGCACCUCAAGCGGCGAGCUGAAGUUCUUUGUCAAUGGCCGGAGCCAGGGUGUGGCUGCAAGUCAAAUUCCGCCACAGGUGCACGCUGUGGUUGACCUGUACGGGAAGUGUGCCCAGAUAUCCAUCGUGGAGGAUGGCGAUCCACCACUGUCGGCAGGGGAUAACAUAAGCUGCGAGAAUAUUGUCACCUUGGGAGCAGCUGCAUGUGGACCUCCGUCGGAUGAUCCCCUGCGAUUUCACACACGGUGCGGUUCAUUGGUGCAGCUCUCCAACGACAACCGGACAGCAGAGAGGCGGCGGCCCUCGGACGAAUUCAACAAUGGUGUCGUUAUGACACACAGGUCGCUGAGAGAUGACGAGUGGUUUGAGCUCCGAAUCGAUGAACUGGUGAACAAAUGGUCGGGCUCCAUCGAGCUAGGAGUUACCACUCACAGUCCCGAGACUCUGGAGUUCCCGGCAACCAUGACAAACAUGCGCUCAGGUACCAUAAUGAUGAGCGGCUCAGGGAUUCUCACAAACGGCAAAGGCAGUAGGCGGGAAUAUGGCAACUACAACCUGGAUGAACUUCAUGAGGGCGACAGGAUAGGGGUAGUGCGCAAGUCCAACGGCAACCUGCACUACUACAUCAACGGCAUGGACCAGGGUGUGGCCUCAGGGAAUGUGCCCAAGGUGGUGUACGGAGUGGUGGACCUGUAUGGCAUGACCGUCAAGGUCACUCUGCUUGACCACAACGAGAGCUCUCACAGACACGUGGCAUCUCCCAGCGAUGAAAGCAAGGCCAUCAAAGAUGACACAAAUGACCGGGAGACUGAGAGGUUGCUGUUCCACCCACGCUGCGGCGGACGCGCUGUGGUUGUCAACGAUGGCCGCACUGCGCGGAGACCUAGUGCCCUGGAUGGCUUCAACAACGCCGUCGUCCUGACGAACCGUGCGUUACGUCCGGAUGAGCUGUUCGAGGUGGUGCUAGAGCAGCAGGUGUCCAAGUGGACAGGCUCCAUCGACAUCGGGGUGACCAUGUUUCCGCCACACCUGCUCGAGUUCCCCACUACCAUGACCAACGUGCGGUCGGGCACCUGGGUCAUGACUGGCUGCGGUGUCAUGCACAACGGCACCGAGGUCAUCAAGGACUAUUGCCGGAACCUAGACACCUUGCAGGUGGGGGACAAAGUUGGCGUGAAACGAACAUCCGAGGGCAAUCUGCAUUUCUACAUCAACGGAGUGGACCAGGGCAUAGCCGCUCACAACGUGCCUGCACGGGUGUAUGGCGUUAUUGAUCUUUACGGACAAGCUGCCCAGGCGUCUGUGGUGGACCACUCUGGCACUGAGACCGCACCCGUGCCGGAGCUCUUGUUGGCGGUGCCGUCACCUUCUCUCGCCCUGACUGUGGGUGAGCCGCUGGUUGCAGAGCUGCGCUUCAGCAAGAGGCAUGGCCGUAACGCCCGGGUCCUCAACAACGGGCUGACGGCAGUGCGCCCGAACGCUCACGGCGAGUUCAACUUUGCCAUCGUCGUCAGCGACCGGCCUCUCACCGACAACCAGCUCUUUGAAGUGGUUAUUGAUCAGAUGGUUGACCGGUGGUCGGGAUCCAUCGAGGCUGGUGUCACGGCCAUAAAGCCUGAAGACCUCGAGUUUCCCAGCACAAUGACUGACAUCACUCACGAUACAUGGAUGCUAAGUGGUUCGGCCAUCAUGCGCAACGGCAACACUGUGCGGAAUGGCUACAAGUGCGACCUGGACCAGCUUGGUGUUGGAAGCCGCGUGGGAAUGAUGCGAGAUUCCGACGGCUGCCUGCACUACUUUGUCAACGGAGAAGACCAGGGAGUCGCUUGCAGAAACAUCCGGUCACCUGUCUGGGCUGUGAUAGACCUCUACGGCCAGUGCGCACAGGUGUCCAUCGUGCCGCAGCAGCGGAUCUCACCACCAGCAGCCCUGCCUGCCAAGGUGGCUAGUCCGGAGGUGACCAGAGCGAGCAUCACACCUGCACACAGCGUGUCUGUAAAUCACCAGUUCAACACCUGCUGCGGGAAGAAUGUGGUCCUUAGGAAUAACAACAAGGUGGCCUGUCGCUCCGCUGGCUUCAACAACGCUCUUGUGUUCAGUGCUGCACCAUUGGAACUGGAGGAACUCUUCGAGGUGCAAGUGGAACAAGUGAGCACCGUUUGGGCCGGGGCACUGGUGCUGGGCCUGACGACGUUUGCGCCUGAGCCUGGUGUCCCACUUCCCCCCACUGCCCUCCGUCUCCCAGGCCAACAGUCGUGGCUCCUUGUUGGCUCACGUGUCUUCCACAAUGGCACCCUCCUCAGGGACAACUACGGGCCGUCCCUACAUCGGCUGUCGGCUGGUGAACGGAUUGGCGUCCAGCACUGCUUUGACGGGACCCUCAGGGUCCACCUCAACGGGGAAGAUUUGGGGCCAGCGGCCUCCAACUUGCCAAAGGUUCUCUAUGCAGUGCUGGACUUGUAUGGGAUGCUCGAGUCGGUGUCCCUCUGCAGUAGCAGCAUAGUCCCUGCCACGCACUCUGCGGCCACCAAUUAUUUCGACUGUGCCGAGCCAAGCCAAGGCACACCAAGCAAGGAGAGGGUGGGCCAGGAGUUCCACGAGCAACAUGGCCGCAAUGUGCGGCUGCGCGCGGGCAGCCUGGGUGCGUGCCGCACGACCGGCUACGACCACGGCCUCCUCCUUUCCACCAAGCCUCUGCCUCGGUGCCAGCUUUUCCAGGUUCGGAUCGAUCGACUGAACAGCAAGUGGAGCUCCUCCCUGCAAGUGGGCGUCGUCGGAGAGAACCCCGAGAAACUUCACUUUCCUCUGAGUGCCCUCAAUCUACGAAAACUCGCAUGGGUGAUUUCCGGUGACUCUGUCUAUCACAACGGAACCAAGGUGAAGCUUGGCUACGGACCCAACCUCGACCACCUGCAGCAAGGCCACACGGUGGGCGUGCUGGUGGACCUGGAAGGCGGGCUACACUUGUACGUCAACGGGAUGGACCAAGGCGUGGCUGCCAGAGACCUGCCGCCCGUCUGUUAUGCCCUGGUGGACCUGUAUGGUCAGUGCGAGCAGGUGACUAUUGUGGAGUCUCAUGACCAGGACAGCGAACCCGAGGCCGAUUCAAGAGAAAAAGCCGACAUAGACAACGAGGUGAAGAACCUCCACAAUGACAUCCACGCCAUCAAGAAUUGCGAGUACCAAAACCUGUGCCUGAGGUUCAAGGCCAUGCUCGGGAUUCCUGACAAUUACUUUGUUCCUGACAUGAAUCUGUGCUACUGCGAGACCUGCCACAAGAUCCGCGGUGAUGAGCCCUACCUCAAAGUUGGUGAACCUCCUAGGGAUUACGCAGUGCCCUUCGGUUGGUGCCGAUUCCCACUCAGGUUGCCACUGAGGCCCGACCACAAUUCAGUUCAGCAGAAGUGGCACGUGGCGUAUCACGGUGUGCCAGUCGCUGCCGUGAGGAAGACCCUGGACCAUGGGCAGCUGCUCUCACCAGAUAAGGUGUCACUUUGUCAGCCACCCAAGACGGGGUCAAGGAGCAAAUCAGAGAACUGUGAAAGCCACUCCGUCUGCCUGUCCCCAACGUUGCGCUACGCUGGUUGCAGUGCAUUAUGUCCAAAGCACGAAUUCGUUGACCCGAAGACGAGCCGUCAGAUGUGGGCAAGGACCGCCUUCCAGGUUUUAGUCCAGCCUGGCUCCUACACGACACACCCGGCGCGUGUGGGCACCACCAGCCCCACCAGCAGUGCCGCGUCGAGGGAUCCGACCGAGACGUUUCUGGGUGCCUCGGAACUGGAGUGGAGGACCAAAGAGAGGGGUGCCACCAUCCUCCACGCGCUCCUCGUCCGCCUGGAGUUCCCGCCGUCCUGAUAGACUGUGAACCUAGGAACUCUUGCUUGUUUUCAUUGGUUUUUAUUUGAUUUAUUUUCCCUGUUUACGUGGCAACCUAAGCGUUGAUUAUGCCAUCCCGCCUGCAUUCAUUCACACUGCUGAUCAUUUCGGGCUGUUGUGCAAUUCUCGUUGACUCAUUCUUAUCUUUGUGCUACCGCCAUCGUUGACAUUGAUUGCGUCCCGAGCCCCCACCCUGUGUUGCAGUACAGGAUUGCCGGCGCAUCGGCGUAGAUGACUUCAAACUUAAUGUGAUUGAGACACAAGCGGAGGCAUGAACAUGAUUGCACACGGUGUGUACGUACUUGUGUAUCUGUGUGUGGUGUAUAUCCUAUGACAAAAAUGUAAAAGCCAGCUGACAAUGGUUGGCAAUGGCUGGCCAUUGCCAGCCAUUGCCAUUGCUGGCUAUCGCUGUAGCGAUGUGUAUUACGUUGCGUUUACAUCCUCUUUCUGCGUUUGUGUCUCGUACGUGCUACACACAGAGAAGUUUCAUGACAUCGACACUGUGUGUUUUGUGGAAUCACAUGUAUGUACAUAAGCAUGGAGCUGUGAGGCACGCUACAAGUGCAACUCUCAUUUGCCAUUCGUGUAACGAAUCGCAUAUGUUGUUGCAGGUCUCCUUUCAAUUUUAUUUGCCCUGCUUUUCAUGGUCGUGCCACACGUGUAGUGCACAUGGCACAAGAUUUGGUGUGCUCGUGUGGUUGUCUCGUGUAAUUUUUGUUUUUUUUUUCCCCGUUGGGAUAGAUAGCUUGUUCUUGUGCUGCCAUCAUUGCACUAGUAUUUCCGUUGCACACGUUCUGAGCAGUGCACGACGCCUCACCAGAAUGCUUGGGCCCUUCAUCUUAUUCGUUAUUGCCAAACAGUGUUCUUUAAGCAGUCAUUAGCUUUGGUCGAUACUCUGUUGCCCAUGGAGGAAAAACGUAAAUCGAUGCCACACAUAAAAAAAUUGUGGCAUUGUCUGAAAAAAAAGAAAUUCAGGGGGAGUGGACUUACUGCAAAGGCUACCAUGUUCAACAGAAAGUCGCUUCAUUGGGUGCUCAUGUGCGUCAGCCAUGUCUAGUAUUGCAGAAAACAUUUUCCAUCAGUUACGGUGGCGUACAGUUCAUAUUGUCAUCACCUGAUUAUUAUUUCUUCAUUAUGAGUUUGCUAUUAAAUGAUCAUUGUUAUACGCUGAUUCAAUUGUCCAUUUACAUUAGCAAUCAGGGGGAAAAAAAAGAAAUAUUUUCUGCCGUGGUGCCGUCCUCUCGCAGAUGUAACGUUGGUCCAAAGAUUCUUGAAGACAGAGGAACGAAGCCAGUGAAAUCAUGGGUCAUGGACUGUCAUUUGUCAUAGUGCAUGCUACUUGUGUUUGAAUCAUGGUGGUAACGCUAAAAGUAGAGUACCUUUUGAAGAACACAUAGGAAGCUGAUAAGGUAUUGUUCAAAAGGUAAAUUUGUAAGUUCGCUUUCAAUUUACUGUCUUUAGUCUUCCUUCUCUGUUGUCGGCACCACAUUUGCACUGCGUCCUUUGUUGUUACCUUCACGCUGCUUGUUUUUGGUAACGACAUGACUAGACGUGCAAGUCCUGUUGCACCCUUGGGGACUUGUAACAAUUAAUUUGGAUAAACACUCUACCAAUAGCAAGCGAUCUGUUGAUGCUUACUGUGUGCUUUGAAAUACUAAGACGUAUUCAUUGUCAAAUGGAUGUCUCGCACUGCGUGUUGCCACCAACCGUAUCCUAAGAUGAAACAGUUGUGUCAGUUCAGUCUUCAAGUAUUGAGACACGGUUUGUUGAAAAUGGACAUCCACUCUGAGCAUCCAGCAUAGGCCUAGAAAUUUUUCGGUGCCAUUUUGUUGAGGACUCUCGUGUCCCCUGUGGUUGCCGUGAACUUGUGAGACUUUGCGAACCUGCCUGCUUCCGCCAGCUGCCCGGCGUGCCAUGUCUCCCUUAACCAAAGAAAGCUGUCCAGAAAUGCUUGGAGUGUCGUGUGCUUUCGAUUGUCCAGCACGUCGACGUUGCAAGGUGGCUGCUUGCUCAUGCUCGUGGAAGAAGUUGUGAUGUACUGUACAAAGCGCGUCACCAUUAGUGAGAUGUAGAAGGAAUUGUUUUCUACAAAUGUGAUACAUUGCUGCAGGCAAUGCAGUUAAUGGGCUGGCUUGAUACAGCUGUGCGUGCACACAUUUCAUGCACGGCUUCGAGGCAGCUGAAUGCAGUCAUCGUUCGUACAUCCACGCUGAAUUACAGUUAAAUGCGAAGGGCCUUUGCGGGGGUGUUAUCGAGUCUCGGCGUUGUGCGUUGUAAGGUGUCGGCACCAAGUGCCCACGUCUUAUUAGCGCUUCAAUUCUUGUCGUGUACGCCAUCCACCAUUGUCAGGAGUGAUCUAACAAACCUGCAAACUAUUUUUUUGUUUUCUAUUGUGCAACUACGCUUUCUUGUCCAGCUGUAAAAAUGUGUUCCUGUCCUCAGCUUGUAAUCUCUUGCUGUUCAUUUAGCACUGCAUGCAGUAUACUGUCUAGACAACCAUCUUGACGUUCAUCAUUAGUUUUGACUUUCUUAAGCAAGCGACACUGUGGGACAUAUUUCCAUCAUAGAUUUAGCUCAUUUUUCUCUACGUGAAGACUGCACACUGCUUCCAGUUGAAAUAUGUGUGUGGUUACCAAGCAAAUUGUUACAGCCGGUCCAACAGCAUGGUUAUGGUUGUACAGAUGCUGUCCAAUGUACUGAAAGUAUGCCGAAAGUAUGUUCCACGCAAUGGCCGCUUUGUUGCAUUUGUCCCAGUGAAACGGAACACAUACAAAGUUCUCCGUCUGUUGCCCCUCGAACGAUUUGCCGCGGAGCGUGCGUUGUAGUCUGCUAAGAAUUGCAUGGUGGGUUUUACAUUAGCACUUCGUUUAUUUCUCUUGGGCAUGUUGUGAUGCACACCUCAGGAGCAUGCUUUUCACUGGGGCCUGACCAGAGCAGACGGAUGCAAAGCAUUAAUCAGAAAGCUGCCUUUAUUGGCACUGGUGACUAUUUGUCUGUUAAGUUCAAGCUUAAAAAAUUAAGAUGCAACAGAGCUGCCUGAACUUGCGGCUACUUUGCGUGUGAACAGUGAAAUUGAAGCUUACACCAGUGCUAAUUAGAAGACUUCUCUUUAAAUGUGAAAAUUUGACUCAUGCUAAGACUAUAUUGCAGAACUUCUUUGGAAAUGUAAUGCACGCAUGAUGAAUUGGUUGCGUUGAAGCAACGUUCUGCCUCACUUUUCCAAGUCAACAUUUCCUGACCAGUUGAGACGGUUUUCCAUUUCAUGCAGUGAACCACUGUAGCCAAAAUGCUAAAGCUUUCGUUGGCACUUAUAUUAUUUGCUGAACUAACCGCAGUGACAUAGCUCCCAGAGAUGCUCGGCAUUUCCUAUUUAUUUUGAACAUUGAUGACGUCGAAUUGACUGCAGUGCUGUUCUUGUAAUUCCCGUCUUAACAUGCAAGUAACUAUUUUUAUAUACAUCCUACAGCAGCGGUCUUUAAAAGCCUAAAGUAUCUCCAUAUACUUUUCCAGAACUCCAGAUUCAUUUUUUGAGCGUGUUGCUAUUAUAGCACAUUUGCAGGUUGUGGAUUCUUCUUGUGGAAGGUGUAUAUGGGACUUACUGACACUAUUGGCAAGCCUCGUUUAUAGGCAGGCUUUGCUUGUAUAAAGUGUCGGGUCAGUAACGAAGCCUGCUGUAAAUGGUUGUUUCAUCUACAGCUCUGGCUUGUUUGCGUUUGCAUUUCCCGUGCAGGUGGCAUUUCACGGUUUAUUUUGUUUUUGUAAGCAGCACUUGCCUGUUCCACUAGAGCUAAAUGAAAAGCACAUGUCGAUCCUUGGCAAUUUGCAACGAAGAAUGUCUGUUUUCUCUGUGGAAGGCAGGUGUUUUGUUAUACCAGGACAGAUGGCGUCACCCUUCCCUUGGCAAAAAGAUAAUACGCUUAUUUCUAAAAUUUGUUUUUUUGUCUGUCAUUGCCCCAGACAACACAUUACACACUUCUGUUUUGUUCUGGACAAAACAAAUCAGAACUGCAUGCAAACAGGUGCCAUACAAGAGUACACCGCAAAAUGCCACCUCAUUACCAAAUUUAAGUGCAAAGGAGACAUCGGUUUAGCCAGGGGCGGUAUUCUCGGGUAAUCACUUUCAGGGAUGCGAUUACUUUCCCGAGAUGUUGCAUGACUUGGUGCCAGACGCGCUGAAGUAUGGGGCCGACAGAACUCCUGGCACUGCGCGAAUAUCCUGAGCUUGGCACAUUGUCAGGAGUGCUGUUGACCAUAAACUUCAGGGCGUCCAGUGCCGAGUCACACGAGAUCUCGCGAGAGGGAUCAAAUCCUCAACAGUGAUCGCUCGAGAAUACUGGCCCUGAAACGUUGAUUCUGUUGGCUUCCUUAUCAACGCAGUCAUACAAUAUGUUUGUCUGAACUCUCUGCAUCUUAAUAUGACCGCAGAGCCAGACAAGUUAAACCAAACACUAGGUUGCUCUGAUGUACUUGUGAUGAUGAUAUUUCACCCACAGCACAAGAGACGUUUUGGUAUCUACACGACGCCCAUCAGUAGUGUCAUUGCUCACGCUUACACGUGUUCGUCACAGCGUCGCCAGGAGAACCUGUCAUUCCGGUUCCCAAUAUUUUUGUAAGAUUCCUAGUUAAUCGCUGCUAUUUCUGGUAUGUGCACAUCACUGUGCUCAUGAUAUUGAAAGAUGUGAGUGUGUCGCGCAUGGCAGAGCAAGAUAUAUGAAAGAAGCUUCACUCGUCCUGUCACGCAUGAACUGCUGAGGGUCCUUUGCUUCGUGUAACAUACUCUGUACAUAUGUGUAUUUGAGAAAGGAAAAAAAAAGCGAUCUAAAUGUGUGUAUUGCUGUCAGAAUCUGUUGUGUUUAUUUUUUGUAUUUUUCUUCGGUGUUUAACUCUGUAUAGUGUACAUUUAACUUCACUUUGCGAAGCCGAGGUGAAACAAGAAUUAUAAAGUCUGUCUGCUGACAGACUGUUAGAUAACAUUAUUUUUGUUCUUUUUCUCGCAGCUCUUCUUCCGGUAAAGAUAAGAAAAGCUUGUUUAAACCAUAUCACCAAAUGCAGAGCUCACUCAUAAAUAACCCUCAGGUCUAUAGUAAGCUGGAUGUUUUUGUCUAGAAUUCGUAGCCAAGGGUGAAACGGACGCCAACCAAAAACACAUCUUCUUCUUGUGUUCUUGGUCGGCGUCCGUUUUACCCUUGACUAUGAGCAAUCCCGACCAGACGAGUUUUUGUCGAACUCUUGAUUUCAUUAAGCAGGAAUCAGUUCGAUACAUUAGCAUCGUUGGCAGCAUGUGAAAUAAAGCCAAAGCAGCUUCGUGCAGAAAGUGGCCAACAGCUGUGCACUACUCAAAACCUGCCGUUAAAAGUGUGCCUAACAUCUUGUCUUCGUCAUAACUAAAGUUCUCUACAGCUUGGUUAUAAGCUGUUUGUGUGAAAGUGCAACGUGUUGCAAGAAAAUAAUAGUAAGCAUGGCUGCACAUUUACCUUUAACAAUAGAAGCAUUUUCAAAUGAAAAACAGAAAAGAUCUGACUCUGUCUGCAAUUCCUGCCUCUUGUAUCUUUAUCACCUCCACUCUCGAUGAUGGUUGAGUGCUGCUGUCAUUGAAGUAGUCUAGGUUUAUUUGGGCUAACUAAUUCCUCCAUCAGGGAGCAGGGCCAGUCACCCAGCUUAGGGACAAAUGUCACAAGUGUCCCACAGCUGGCAGUACCUCUAACUUGACAAACCUUUGUAAAUUCAGUGAUUAUAGCAUUGAACAAUAAUUGAGAGUGUGCACGCAACUUCGGGACAAAACUGUCAGCAGUCAUAUGCAGCACUGAUCCAAUCUAUGACGGCACCUUCAAAUUGAUUGCUGUGAUGAUGCAGAGAUCACGGUCAAAGCACCACAUUUUGGAAUUGUGCAACCUUGGAGGGUGCAUGCUAUAAAGCUAACCCCCCCCCCCCCCUUUUUUUUUCUUAUGAUGGCUCUGUCUGUAGUAGUUGCAGCAUUGUGAGUACAGAGGGUGCUGAUAUGAAAAGGAGCUCCCAAGUGAUAUUUCAACAGUGAUAACUGCAGCAGUAUGAGCAUCACUUCUACGGCUCUGCAAUAUCACUCAAUGAUACUUGCUAAGUAGUUCCAAGGUCAUUGCAAAAGCAAGGACAUCUAGCUGUCCGGAUAGCUAAUCAAACAUGGCCCCUUCCUCCGUGAAUAUUGGUCUACAGUGUACACACUCUUGGAGCUGUGCGAGAAUGACAGAGAUUUGGCGCUGUACUUUUUGCCUCUGCCGUUUGCUCAGCCCAUGUGAAUGCCACAACAUUUUUUGGUGCUGUGUAAUUGAGCAUCAUUUGUGCUUAUCUAGUCUGAAUGUUUCGCUUGUAUGCGAGGCAAAAUGACGUAAUGGAUCCUGAAAUGGGUCACCUUGAGCUGAGUUCCGUGACGGACAGAGAUAGCUGUUUGCUUGUUUUAUUUUAUUUUCCUUGUUAGUGUUCAGUGUGUCCAGCUUUUCUUGUACAGUGAACAGACAAAGGAAUGAAAUGUGAAGCACAGCUCUGCACAGUUUCAUUCAUGUUUAAGAUGUGCAUUGAGGCCACAUACGUGUGUGUGCUUCGACUGCUUCGGUGUGUACUUUGCAGGAUGAAGUACGUGUUUGCGUGCUGGACUUUCCUGGCUCAUUGCUUUCGUUGUCAUUUUGGAGAGUCCAAAUAAACUCUGCACUAAAGCAAA
Molecule: messenger RNA, 10962 nt
Organism: Dermacentor silvarum
Lineage: Eukaryota; Metazoa; Arthropoda; Arachnida; Ixodida; Ixodidae
Gene: Neurl4
Product: neuralized-like protein 4
Exons: 26
Coding region: 24-4250 (1408 amino acids)
Molecular function (GO): ubiquitin protein ligase activity
Source: RefSeq, a predicted model, not a curated record